AUGGAAAAUAUUGAGACAGCUGACAUAAAGAGAAGCGAUAAUCAAGCUGUUCAUUCAGAUAUUAAAGGCAAGAAUAUCAAGCACGCAAAAAACCAAAUAAAAGCAUUAAGAAAAAGAACUGAUCAUAUAUUAUCGAUUGAGCUUGCACUAGAUGAAGUAAACCAAAAAACCCAAAACUCUCUCAAAAUUCAAUUUUACGAGGACAAAAAUCCAAUUAUUGAAGAAUUAGAAACACUUAAAGAAGAAUUAGAAAAAGAAUUUAAAAAUACAAGUUCUUCCUAUCAAAAUGAUUCAAUAUUAAUAGAUUUACUGCAAGCAAAUGAGGAAGCUAUGAGUGCUUAUUUGGAACAUGUUGAAGUUUAUGCUAGUUUUUCUAGUAGACUUAAAGCGGCCAUAGAAGCUCUAAUUUCUGAGUCUUUUUCUCCUUAUAUCUAUCAAGACCCAAAAUUCCUUUAUUCUAUGAGCAGUCAAAUGGAUAAAACUGAAAUUGUUGUAUACGACAUAGAAAAGUCUCAACAAGUAAAUAUAAACAUUGGCUUAUCUGAGUUUUUAACCAAUGAUGAAGUCAACGUUGUUCAACUCCCCAACAAAGAAUUAUUUUGUAUCGGAAAAAAGAAGGACAUUGGUUAUGCUUUUAUAAUUGAUUUAAAUUCAUAUGAAAUCAAGCGAAUUUUACCACCUACAACCUAUAGUAAUAGAUCAGGAAUUUUUUAUUAUCAGCAAAAUGUUUAUAUAUUUGGUGGACUUACACGGCUUAAGGUGAAUAAAACUUCUCAAGGUCCAUUUUCAUUUCCCUCUAUUCUUGGAGCACAAAAUGAUAAUCGAAAAUUUGAUUUAAUAAAAAAUAAAUGGUCCUCGCUACCUCCUUUACCUAGUUGGCAUUCUACAUCUAGUUCAGCAGUGCCUUUUAAGCAGAGGAUUAUACUUUCAGCGCUUGAGUUUGAGUAUUUAUAUGAAUAUGAUAUCAAUCUUGAAAGCUAUAAUAAAUUUGAAUUCUAUAUGGGAAGCACUGAAAAGCUCUUAAUUGCAGGAAAUUCAAGAGUCUAUUUAAUUGAGUCUUGGAUAUGCAUGUGAGAAAGCGAUUAUGACAAUGAAUAUGUUUGGACAAAAAUUGGAAAAUUUGGUGGAAGCUUAUUUACAGCUCAGCCAUAUAG
Blepharisma stoltei is the source of this 1154-nucleotide messenger RNA. NCBI's taxonomy places the organism in Eukaryota, Ciliophora, Heterotrichea, Heterotrichida, Blepharismidae. The record is from the annotation of a GenBank genome assembly.